Molecule: messenger RNA, 666 nt
Organism: Emys orbicularis (European pond turtle)
Lineage: Eukaryota; Metazoa; Chordata; Testudines; Emydidae
Product: histone H1t-like
Exons: 1
Coding region: 1-666 (221 amino acids)
Biological process (GO): nucleosome assembly
Cellular component (GO): nucleosome
Molecular function (GO): DNA binding
Source: RefSeq, a predicted model, not a curated record
AUGGAUGACGCAAAAAACCCUUCUGAGGUUCUUCCCCUGGAUUCAGCCACCCCAGCUUCAGGGAACCCUGAUCCAGAAGCCCCAGGUUCUGCUGACGUAGGCUCAGCUAACCCAACGGCAGAGACCUGUGAGAAUCCCGAACAGCCUGAGGCAUCUGGUUCCAGCCUCCCCAAGAAGACCAAGCCAUCGGGCAGCCGGAUCUCCAAACCAUCCACCUCGCCUGGCGCCAGCCUCGCCAAGCUGUCCAAACCACUGAGUCAAGGACUCUCCAAGCUCAUCCUGGAGGCUGUGGCCACCUCCAAGAAGCGCACCGGCCUUUCCCUGCAGGCUCUCAAGAAGAUCAUCGCGGCCACGGGCUACAACAUGGCCAAGAAGAAGACCCACUUCAAGAGGGUGCUGUUGAGCCUGGUGACCAAAGGGCUCCUGCAAAAGCUGAAAGGCACCGGGGCUUCCGGCUCCUUUGGGAUCGGCAAGGAGAUGACCAAGAAGAUGGGCCCAGGGCACAAGAAGAAAAAGGCCUCCAAGAAAAGAGGGAGGCCCCUCAAGGUCGGCAUAGCAGCAACAAGCCUGGCCGAAAGAGGGCAGCUGCUGACGAUGGAUCUUCUAAGGAAGCCAAGCCGUCAGCCAGCCACGCUGGGCAGCAGCCAGCCAACACCUGAGGGAUAG